CGUAGGUGACGUCAUCUCCGAGUUCGCUUAGAGUGAAACAAACAUGGCGACAGACUGGAGUGGUUGGCAGGGGUACACGCUAACUUUAAUCAUUUUACUAUGGUGUACGGCGGGCACAGAAGCCGAGACGGGGAUCCCGGAGACCGGUAGCCCCACCCAGGUCUUCGGCAUGCGGCUGGAGAGGAGCGACAAGCCAGCUACUACCACGGACGACGGGGUGAUCCAAGUAACAGAGGAGAGCAACAUCUUCAUGAGGUUCUACGGGCUGCAGAUUCUUCCUGACACCUCGUCACAGAUCAAGUUCAUGGAACAUGAACAUGUUGAUGUUACCAGCAAUAAUGCUAAUUUUAACAGGACUUGCGCCGAAUAUACCAAAGAUAUCGUUAUUCGGGGUGGCAUGAACGUGAGCCACCUUGGAACCUCCGGGGUGGUGAGUUUGAAAAUCAAGCCGCUACGGAAGCGCGAGCUCAAGAAGGAGUAUGGGCUCUGCGUCCGGGACAGUCAAGAUGGCAAGUGGUACCUGUUGGGUGAGGAUGACGGGAGGCUGCGAGUGGUGGAGGAAAAGAAAUCUAUGCUUCCUAUGUGGUUCCAGUGCAUCCUCAUCUGCGCUCUGUUAGUACUGUCAGGUAUGUUCAGCGGGCUCAACCUGGGACUCAUGGCCCUAGAUCCUAUGGAGCUCCGGAUAGUCCAGAACUGCGGUACCGAAAAGGAGAAGAGGUACGCCAGCAAGAUCGAGCCCAUUCGGAGAAAAGGGAACUAUCUUUUAUGUUCCUUACUUCUGGGUAAUGUGCUAGUCAACACAACUCUCACCAUCCUUCUGGAUGACUUGAUAGGGUCAGGUCUGGGAGCAGUGGUCGCCUCCACUAUAGGUAUUGUCAUAUUCGGGGAGAUCGUUCCCCAGGCGCUGUGCUCUCGCCACGGACUGGCUGUAGGAGCCAACACCAUCAUGGUGACCAAGUUCUUCAUGUUGGUGACCUUCCCCCUGUCAUGGCCCAUCAGUAAACUCCUGGACUGCAUCUUGGGCCAGGAGAUCGGUACCGUGUACAACAGGGAGAAGCUGGUGGAGAUGCUGAGAGUAACGGAACCGUACAAUGACCUGGUCAAAGAGGAACUCAACAUGAUCCAGGGGGCGCUGGAGCUCAGGACCAAAACCGUUGAAGAUGUCAUGACGCCGAUCAGUAAUUCCUUCAUGAUCCACAGCGACGCUGUGCUGGACUUCAACACCAUGUCAGAGAUCAUGGAGAGCGGGUACACGCGCAUACCGGUGUUUGAGGACGAGAGGUCCAACAUUGUGGAUAUCUUGUUUGUCAAGGACCUGGCUUUCGUUGAUCCGGAUGACUGUACGACGCUGAAGACCAUCACCAAGUUCUACAACCACCCGGUUCACUUCGUGUUCCAUGACACCAAGCUGGAUUCCAUGUUAGAGGAGUUCAAGAAAGGUAAGUCCCACCUGGCCAUCGUUCAGAAGGUGAAUAAUGAGGGGGAGGGGGAUCCGUUCUACGAGGUGCUGGGAUUGGUUACUUUGGAAGACGUCAUCGAGGAGAUCAUCAAAUCAGAGAUCCUGGACGAGUCGGAUCUUUACACUGACAACAGCAGAAACAGGAAGAAGGUGGCACCCAAUAAGAACAAACGAGAUUUCUCCGCCUUCAAACAGAGCGAGAGCGAAUCCAAAGUCAAGAUCUCCCCUCAGCUGCUAUUGGCCGCUCACCGUUUCCUGGCAACAGAGGUGACGUUAUUCAGCCCGUCUCAGAUAUCGGACAAGGUUCUGUUGAGGAUUCUGAGACACCCAGACGUCAUCCAGGAAAUUAAGUUCAACGACAGUGACAAACGCUGUCCUCAACACUUUGUCUACCAGAGAGGGAAGGCUGUCGACUACUUCAUACUCAUACUGCAGGGUCGGGUGGAGGUGGAAGCCGGGAACGAGAACAUGAAGUUUGAGACGGGACCCUUCUCCUACUACGGAGUCAUGGCCCUCAGUGCUCCCACGUUAGUGGUGUCAUCUCGUCCUCGUCACCUCUCUCUAAAGCGGUUCUCUCUGUUCUCCAGGUUGCCAGAGUUCCGCUCCCCGUCACACAUCAGUGGUUUGAACAGGACAGCGUCUCUGAGCGCUGCAGAUCGGACGGAGUCGGUGUCUGUCGGCGGCAGUAACAGCCAGCUCAACACUCAGUUCACUGUCCCCUCACCGUCAUACACACCCGACUUCUACGUACGGGCUCUCUCAGACCUGCAGUUCGUCAAGAUCACACGUGCCCAGUACCAGAACGGUCUGAUGGCAUCUCGUCUGGAUUCCUCCCCCCAGUCGCCUGAUUGCGGCCACCCCCGUCUGGAGGGUACCCCGCCCCCCGUGGGCACCGCCACCCUCUUCUUCCUAGCUGACGACAACCCCACUCCGGAGAAAAGCCCCCUCCUGGCUGACGAGACCACCUCUCUCCUCAACGAGCAGAACUCUCUGCCUCACAACCACCACCACAACCCAUCAGAGAGCAGCAUAUGACACACACACUACUACACACACUUAUAUAUGUGCGUUUACACACACUACCAGGGACUGAGGAGACUGUGAGAGAGCGCGCGCACACACACACACACACACACACACACACACG
This is a messenger RNA of Oncorhynchus mykiss (rainbow trout), 2606 nucleotides long. RefSeq names its product cyclin and CBS domain divalent metal cation transport mediator 4b (gene cnnm4b). Gene Ontology annotation, biological process: magnesium ion transport; magnesium ion homeostasis. The record is from RefSeq and is a predicted model, not a curated record. Gene Ontology annotation, cellular component: plasma membrane. Lineage: Eukaryota; Metazoa; Chordata; Actinopteri; Salmoniformes; Salmonidae. Gene Ontology annotation, molecular function: sodium ion transmembrane transporter activity; magnesium ion transmembrane transporter activity.